UACAGGAUCUACACUUAACGGGAGCCAAGUCGUCUAUGUAUUUACCAAUGCAAUGGGGUCGGGGCCCUCGGCAGCCGGCCCCUGCGCCAACUGUGCCAAUUGCGAUCAGACGUCAAAGCCAGUCAUGGCUGAGGUCAAGGAACGCACAUUCAUCGCCAUCAAGCCUGAUGGUGUGCAGAGAGGCAUCAUCGGAGAGGUCAUCAAGAGGUUUGAAGUCAAGGGCUUCAAGCUUGUCGGCAUGAAAAUGCUCCAUGCCUCUGAAGACCUCCUCAUGCAGCACUACAUCGACCUGAAGGACAGACCAUUCUUUCCUACCCUCAUCAACUACAUGAGCUCCGGUCCAGUGGUUGCCAUGGUGUGGGAAGGCAAGGGUGCAGUGAAGACCGGCAGGGUGAUGCUGGGCGCAACAAACCCCGCUGACUCCGCCCCUGGAACCAUCAGAGGAGACUUCUGCAUUGAUGUCAGCAAGAACAUCAUCCAUGGCAGUGACUCAGUGGAGAGUGCCAACAAGGAGAUCUCCCUGUGGUUCAAGCAGGAGGAGCUGGUCAGCUACACCAGCUGUGCCUACAGCUGGCUCUACUGAGCUGCUCUGGGUCCUGUAGCGGUCCUCACCGACUGGUUAGAUACCAGUACAACCUUUUGCCUCAGAUUUCCUGGUUUUUGACCUUAGGCUAGAGGGGAGAACAUUUGUUCAUUACCCAUAAUCCUCACAUUCCCUCCUGCCCUCUACAAAUCAUACUGUACUGGGAUCUGGUCUCUGCGACGUCUAGUCUGGAUUCAUCCCAGAGCUCAUUCCCUGUAAACAUUCCAACAUGGAUGCAUUCAGCACUUAAGACUCCAUUCCAUUCCCCUGUUCAUGCAUCAGUGUACAGUUGGAUGACUUGAACCUGUCUGACUGUUUAAAGGUGAUAUGCUUUCCAAUAAAAUACACACAAUACAAA
Messenger RNA from Sphaeramia orbicularis (orbiculate cardinalfish), 941 nucleotides. It is a transcript of the gene nme2a, whose product is annotated as NME/NM23 nucleoside diphosphate kinase 2a. The record is from RefSeq and is a predicted model, not a curated record. The coding region runs from base 53 to 583 and encodes 176 amino acids. The transcript has 5 exons. Lineage: Eukaryota; Metazoa; Chordata; Actinopteri; Kurtiformes; Apogonidae. Gene Ontology annotation, molecular function: nucleoside diphosphate kinase activity. Gene Ontology annotation, biological process: CTP biosynthetic process; UTP biosynthetic process; GTP biosynthetic process.